GCACCAUAAAGUCGCGCCUCACGGUUACCCACCCCAACAACAGAACACCUUGAGAAACAGCUCGUACCCUCCUCCUCCGGCUCGGCGGCCUCGCCACCACCACCGCCACCAUGCCGGGGAUCCACGCUCCUGCUGCUGCUGCUGCUUCCAUCUUCUCCCCCGCGUACUCCUUCUCUUUCGACGAUGACGACGGAUUCGGAGACUUCAAGUUCGCCUCCUCCGUCCAACCUUUCCCGUCUCACCCACCGCCGCCGCCAACGCAGCAGCAGCAGCAGCAGCAGGACGAUUACGACUGGGGCGAUUUCGUCGUCAGCCCGAUUGGAUCUCACCCCGUCGAGUCCCCAUCUCCGCCGCCCCUCUUCGACGCCUUCCCUCCCCUGUACGCCGCCGCCUCUGACAUGAUCGCCGGUGUCAAGCAGUGGGAGAAGCCCAGCGGUGCCCUGCCGCUAUCGAUCUUUGGGGAGGAGGAGGUGGAUGAGCCGGAACCUCUCCAUCCGCCCGUCCUCUUCUCUGCUUCUUUAUCUUCUUCGAUCCCGGCCAGAGAUCGCAAGGGACCUGUCGCCGCGCAUGGAGAGUUGAGGGAUCUGAUCACCAGUCUCUAUGGACAAGCUCCCCAACCGGUCGGUGGCGACAACGAUGGCCUUUGUUUGGCCGAGGGGAAGGAGGACGAUUCCGACGAGAGCUCCUGGGAAUACAAGGACGCCUCUUCCUCGUCGCCCAAUUCGGUGCUCAAGGAAGAUGGAAUACGAAACGAGAAAUCUGGUCUUCAAUGCACCGAAACUGCGGAUUUUAGAGAAAUCGAGGUUACCAGAAGCAUGCGAGAAAGUAACCUAGAUGACUGGCCUAUUCAUUCUCACAGCAGUGUUAAAGAAGAAUCUGAUGUAAGCCCAUAUCAUGAUAAGAAUGGGUAUUUCUAUGAACCUACAUUUGUGGGGAGUGCAACUAAGGAUAUAAUUUCUGGUCCAUCUGCUGGUCUUAGUAACAACAUACUGGACUUGUUUAUUGAGGUUGAUCAGGAGGAUGCUAUUUACUCUGAAAAAGAUGCCACAAAGAAGGGACAAAACUCAGAUAUGGUUGACUCAGUGCAGAGGGAUCAUGAUCUUGGUGGAACUCAAUGGAAGUUCCUAAAGACUUUGGAAUUAGUGGUUAGCAAUCAGGAUCCUGCAUGUGAAAUAAAUAAAUAUCAUUCAACUAAUUUGUCAUACAACACUCCUGUUGAUCUUUACCACAGACUGAAAGAUGAAUCGAUAUUCUUGUUAAAUUGCCAUCUCGAUAAUCUCGAGAAAGCAUAUGGAGUUGCUUCUCUUUCUGGUGAACAAAUUAUAGAAAUGAAAAGAAAAGAGGAAAUUAAGGCUGUUUAUAAGAAGCUGGAAGAAGCUAAGGGCACUAGAAAUAUUAUAAGGGGGGAGCACCUACCAGUAGAUGUUUAUGUUCGUCAACUGCUUAAAGCUGUAGAAGAACCAAACUUUCGAGCAUUUGAGCAAGAAUAUCACCUAUCAGAAAGAAUCUUGUCAGCAGGGAAAGAGGCAAGUGCAGCAAUUGAACUUCUUGAGCAUACCACCUCAGUACUUCACAUUCUGGCAUUAGCAUCCAGGGAGGAGCAGCGUGCUUAUAUUGAUGUAUGGUCUAAUAUGGCUGUGGCUUGUGUUCAAGAGUUGCAGCAUGGUGCCAAGAUUUGGCAAAUUCGUUACUCAUCAGCACUGAAUAUCUUUCCUCCUGGCAAAAUUUCAUCCCCUGCAGAAGCUAAAUAUUUCAUUGCCCUUGGAGAGAUUUAUAGAGUUACGGAAGUAUUAAGAGCCUCCAUGAAACGUUACAAGCCUUGGAUAUUACUUAACUGUGGUAGCUUAAGCAAAUUAUCAACAAGCUUGGAUAAGUGUGCGGAGGCAUGGACUAUCUCUGGUCUGGAGGAAUCUCUUAAAAAAUUUUCCAAUGCCAAUGAUGCAGAAUAUGCUGGUUUGGCCAAAGCACUCCUUGCAUCCAUCAAAAUCAUUCGUGAUCUUGAUCUCUCUCACUAUUCUUUUAAUCACGACAGAAGAAUUUGCAAAUUAUCAUUAUUUUCCAUGGAAGAAUUACAAGAUAUGAAAAUGGGGCUAUGGUGUGGGGAAUAUUAUUUUGUCAAGCUAGCAAAUCUCUGGGCCAAUCGGAUAUCUUGUGAUCCUCCUCAGUUGCCAUGCUUACAUGUCUAAUAAUAUGAGAGACUCAGAGACUUGCAAAGGCACCCAGUCAAGGAUUCUAAUGAAACCACAAGUGUCGGAAAAUCUUCAUUUCAUAUGAAGCAACAAGAAUCAUGCUGCAACAUCAUCGGUCUUAAAUGAGAAAGAAUAAUCGUAAACCCAACCCUGAGUUUGUCGUCCACCAUUCAUUCUUAUGGUCGAUUUCCUUUUCAGAAUUCUAGUCCAUAGAAAUGCAGUUUGUGGUUGUAAAUCGUGACUCUAUUCUUUCUAUUCUUUUGAUGUAUAUAAAGACACAAUCGGUACUUGUUAUUUUGUUAUUCUGGAUUCUCGAGUCUUCAAAAGAAUCUUGUAUUUGACGACACAAGACUUUUUUGGUUUGAUGAGUAGAAGAGUAAGAAGGAAAAAAGAAGUGAAGCAUACGAGUCUUUUUAGGUA
This is a messenger RNA of Musa acuminata AAA Group (dessert banana), 2609 nucleotides long. RefSeq lists its product as uncharacterized. The coding region runs from base 111 to 2186 and encodes 691 amino acids. The transcript is spliced from 8 exons. The record is from RefSeq and is a predicted model, not a curated record. NCBI's taxonomy places the organism in Eukaryota, Viridiplantae, Streptophyta, Magnoliopsida, Zingiberales, Musaceae.